AUAAUCUCUCUCAAGAAUUCUUCCAUAUGUUUUACGUAUAUAGAAGAGUCGACUCCGUGUAUAUAAGCAAGUAUUAUACUCAUAUACCUGCAGUGUACGAGAAAGGCCCUUUACAGAACACCUUUCCCCUCUGAGAAACAAAAUCAGGAACAACAAUGGAGGGGAUUGAAUGGAAAGGAAGUGUGUACCGAAUCAAAAAGUGUGCGUUCGACUUUUUUUCGAUGGAGGAUGAUCUUGUUGAUGAUGAUGAUGACUCUUGGGAGCUCAUGGGUAGAGAUCUCAGAUUGAAAUCCACCUUCUUGUUUUGUGAUCUCAAUCAGGUCAUAGCGAGUUCUUGCGAUGAAUAUCAAAAGAAGACUCUUACAGAUCUUGCAAACAAAUUGUUCUACUGCAUGGAAGAGCUAGGCCAUGCUGUGGAGAGUAGGAGCAUCUCACUAACUCAAGAGCAUUACAAUGGCACGGCAAUUGUGCUGCAAGAGGUUAUGACUGCUUUGAUUCACCCUACAUUGGACUAGAGAAUGAAGCAAUCUUGGGAGAAGAAGAGGAAACGGAGAAGAUAUGAAGAAGAUAUUUCUCCUUUUCUUAAAAAACAGAAGAUGAAGUUGUUUUUCUAUAUAAUUGCAUGUGAAUUAGGAGUUAGCAUGUUACACAUGUAAAUAGCAGCUGAUGUC
This is a messenger RNA of Asparagus officinalis (garden asparagus), 671 nucleotides long. Its product is annotated as photosynthetic NDH subunit of lumenal location 3, chloroplastic-like. The transcript is spliced from 3 exons. The record is from RefSeq and is a predicted model, not a curated record. Gene Ontology annotation, biological process: photosynthetic electron transport chain; photosynthesis. The coding region runs from base 156 to 515 and encodes 119 amino acids. NCBI's taxonomy places the organism in Eukaryota, Viridiplantae, Streptophyta, Magnoliopsida, Asparagales, Asparagaceae. Gene Ontology annotation, cellular component: photosystem II; extrinsic component of membrane; chloroplast. Gene Ontology annotation, molecular function: calcium ion binding.